Messenger RNA from Priceomyces carsonii, 1998 nucleotides. RefSeq names its product putative serine/threonine protein kinase (gene HRK1). Gene Ontology annotation, biological process: protein phosphorylation; intracellular signal transduction. The record is from RefSeq and is a predicted model, not a curated record. NCBI's taxonomy places the organism in Eukaryota, Fungi, Ascomycota, Pichiomycetes, Serinales, Debaryomycetaceae. Gene Ontology annotation, cellular component: cytosol. Gene Ontology annotation, molecular function: protein serine/threonine kinase activity; ATP binding. The transcript has a single exon. The coding region runs from base 1 to 1998 and encodes 665 amino acids.
AUGAUGCCAGAUAAACAUAAGAUAAAGUUGUUCUCCCAUUUCAAGCAGACGUCUGAUGAGGAGUUGACGCCUUCUUCCUCCAACCACUCGCAUUCGAAUAGAAAAUUUUUAGGAUUAUCGAUAGGAAAGCAUGAAUCUGGAGAAUCGAUUGUAUCGCCUACUCAUACCAAUUCUCUAGAUCACCAUCAUAAUUCGAGUCUGUCCCUGGAUGCACCUCACGGUGGAAACUCGCCGUCUCCGCAGGUACAUUCAAGUCACUUGAAUCAGGAGGAUUCUAAUCAUAAUUUCAUGAAAUCCAACUCAAUGGUGGAACUUAAGAGGUUCUUCAAGCCCAACAAGAAGAAGCACGAUCAAUUUCCUCAUUAUCAUAAUAAUUUACAUUCCCCUCCUGCGAUUGCAGGAUCACAUCAUGUUUUGAAUAUGCCUGGUGGCAAUAGCAGGGACCAAUCUUCAGCGACCUUGGCUACACUAAUUAAUCAAACAUCUACCCAAUUGCUUCAUAAUGCGUCUCAUAAUCACUCAUCACUGAAAGACCCAUUUACGGACGACAAUUCACCGUUGGUCAAAAAAUAUGGAAAAAUUGGUAAGGAACUAGGAAGUGGUGCGGGAGGUUCUGUUAGACUUAUCAUUCGUCCUUCAGAUUCCAAAACUUUUGCCGUUAAAGAAUUCCGUCCCAGAAGGAGUGCAGAAUCAUUGAAAGAUUACACUAGAAAAUGUACUGCUGAAUACUGCAUAGGAUCGACAUUGAAGCAUCCUAAUAUAAUUAAGACCAUUGAUAUCAUUCAUGAGAAUAAUAGGUACUUCGAGAUUAUGGAGUACGCACCAAUAGACUUCUUUGCAGUGGUAAUGAGUGGUAACAUGUCAAGACACGAAAUAAAUUGUUGUUUAAAACAAAUUUUAGAGGGCAUUCGCUAUUUGCAUGAUUUGGGUUUAUCUCAUAGAGAUUUGAAGUUGGAUAACUGUGUUGUAACGAUGGACGGUAUUCUUAAGAUUAUUGAUUUUGGAAGUGCUGUAAUUUUUAAAUACCCAUAUGAUCAAUAUGGAUCUAAGGAAGCUGUACAUUAUGCCCAUGGCAUUGUGGGAUCGGAUCCUUACCUAGCUCCUGAAGUAUUAAAGAAUUCAAAUUCCUAUAACCCUCAACCAGUUGAUUUAUGGUCUAUUGCAAUAAUAUAUUGCUGUAUGACAUUGAAGAGAUUCCCCUGGAAGAUUCCACAUCCUGAUAAAGACAAUAGCUUUAAGCUAUAUUCAAAAGAGGAUGAUAAUUGGCAUGAUUACUAUUUGAGUAAUGAAUGUCACAAGCUACUUUUGCACCAACGGAAAUUGAAAAAUAUUAUCGUAAGACUGAAUAAAAGGAAGAAGCAGCAAAGUGAAUCUGAACGGGCUGAAGCCGAAGGGUCGCCUAUGGACCAAGAGAAGGAUCAGUCGGAUCACAAAGAGGAAAGUCAGGAUGAGCACUCAGUGAAACAUGAAGACAAAGACGAAGAAAAGGAUGAUGAAAAGGAUGAUGGACAUGAAGGCCAGAAUGGAAUCUUGACGGAACAACAAGUGCAAGAUAUCUUGGCUCAACUCAAAGCUAUUGAUGUUAGGUUGGAAGAGUUGGAGACAAUAAAAAAUGAGAAGAAGAAAAAGUUUAUCGAAGUUCAGAAGCAAUCUGACGAAGGGAAAGAGGAGGAAAAGGAACAACAGCCUGCCAAGAAAUCGUCGCACAAACAAAUUCAUGGCCCCUAUAGAUUGAUGAGGCUCUUGCCCCAUGCGUCAAGGCCAAUUAUUCACAAAAUGCUUCAAAUUGAUCCAAAAAAGAGAGCGACCUUGAAAGAAAUAUUCGAGGAUGAAUGGAUCAAAGAUAUAAAAUGCUGCACUAUGAAAUCUACAGCGAGAAGUGAAGAUAAUAUCGGCUCUAAUUUCGACGAAGAUGAGGAUGAAGUUUUAGUAAAGGGAAGUCCUCCUCAUGAGCACACCAUAGUGCUUGAAAAUGACGAAGAAACUAAAGAAUCUUAA